AUCAAAAAAAUUUCAAUAUGGCGAAAAAAGGAUCAGGCGUCCGUCAGACGACAGACGUCAUUGCGUUUUUGUAAAGAUAUCGACAAAUAAGUAUUUUAAAAAUAGAUUUUUAAACAACUGUAGUCUAUUUUGAGAUUAUCAGGCCUUAUUUAGACGCCGUCGUGUCUUACGUAAUUACAUGUGUGAUAAAAACUUCUCGGGCUUCUGUAAAUAAAUCGUCGAUAAAUAAACAUGGUGAUCUAUUGAAUCCUAAUGUGUUCAGGGCUAGAGCUCGUCUAGAAUUACGUCACGAUAGUAUAGUGUGCCGGUUGAGAUGGCAUAAGGUUAAGUAAUUAAGUGGAAGGUCCCUGAUGAUUCACGAUAAUUGACGUAGGUACUUGAGGAUUGUCGCGCGUGGUGUUGUGGUCUUGCCGUCGACCUAGACGGGGCGUUGACGUAUCUGAUAGGAAUCCGGUAGUGAUAAAUCGUAGAUGCGAUGAUCGAGAGUGUAUCCCGCCGCGCGUUCAGUAGUACCAGCGGUACAUACAACGUGCGAGCUUCGGAGCUGGCGCGAGAACGCAAGUUGAACAUAUUCAAUGUCACUGUGCAGUUUUUGGAUGACACCCAGCAGUCGUUUCAGAUCGAGAAAAAAGCAAAAGGAAGUGUUUUGCUUGAACAAGUAUUUCAACACUUGGAAUUGAUAGAGAAAGAUUAUUUUGGUCUCCAAUUCACUGAAAACGGAUCACCGCCAAAUGCCACUAACACUGAAAUAACGCGCUGGCUAGACAGUGGCAAGUCAGUUAAGAAGCAAGUAGGUGCCAACGCACAGUUCUGGUUGGCGGUGCGUUUCUACCCACCAGAGCCGUCCCGUUUGGCCGAAGAGUUCACAAGAUACCUGCUGUGCUUGCAACUCAGAAAGUUGCUGCUCGAUGGAAGAAUGACAGCGCCAAAGAACACAGCACUAUUGUUGGCCUCAUUUACGGUUCAAGCCGAACUAGGCGACUACAACGUAUCAGAACACCCUCCAAACUACCUUUCCGAGCUAUGCUUGCUACCAAAGCAGACCGGAGAAGACGAGCGAAGGAUCCGAGAGCUUCACAAACUACACAAAGGACAGGCCCCCGCUGAUGCUGAAGCUAACUUCCUGGAGCACGCUAAGAGGCUGGACUGUUAUGGCGUGGAGUCCCACCCGGCUAAGGAUUACAACGGCAAGGACAUUUUCAUUGGCGUGACGUCAAUUGGCAUAGUUGUCUUCCAGAACAACAUACGAGUGAACACUUUCUCUUGGAGCAAAAUCGUCAAGAUUUCUUUCAAGAAGAAACAGUUCUUUAUACAGCUGAAACGAGAACCUUCUGAAUCUUACGACACAGUGCUAGGCUUCAAUAUGCGUUCAGGACGCGCUGCAAAGGCCCUCUGGCGGUGCAGCGUCGAACGACACGGCUUCUUCCGCCUUAGUGCGCCUAGGAGGCGGCCCCUACUAGGCGCCCUAGGAGCCCUAGCGGGAAUUACCGCGCCUACUGUUCCUAGGACUGAGACGCAGGCGUUGGAAGACGCUAGGCGGUCGCGGUCUACGAAUAGGAGCUUUGUAAGACGCAGUAGUUCUCGUACUCGCGAGCGCUCAGCGGGCGCGGCGUCGCCUGGACAGCCCACGCCGGGAGCCCGCGGCGCCCGCGUCACAGCACACUCGGAGCCGCCACCGCGCGCCGCCUGGCUCGCGCAGCCGCCGCCGCCCGAACCGGAGUGAGUGCCUAGUGUAUACAG
Molecule: messenger RNA, 1740 nt
Organism: Ostrinia furnacalis (Asian corn borer)
Lineage: Eukaryota; Metazoa; Arthropoda; Insecta; Lepidoptera; Crambidae
Gene: Ptpmeg
Product: protein tyrosine phosphatase Meg
Exons: 7
Coding region: 476-1723 (415 amino acids)
Biological process (GO): actomyosin structure organization
Cellular component (GO): cytoskeleton
Molecular function (GO): cytoskeletal protein binding
Source: RefSeq, a predicted model, not a curated record